CGUGAUACCCCCGCAUCUUCUUGCAGAUACCCUAAAGGUGCUAGUGCCUGUUGAUUUCAACAAGUCGCAUCCCCACGGAGCCUCGUGCAACGGCGUCAGUGUGCAACGUUUUUCUGUCCAAACCUCAUACCCCGACACAUCUUCGGACCUCGUGCCGCUGCGUUUUGGAUUUAAACAACUGAGUUAAGUCUUUCGGGCCUCUGUAACAUACCAUGGGCAACAAGACAUCGAAAUAUCGAGGACAGCAUUAUCCCAGCGAUACCGAUCUGCCGGUUGAAUACCUGUACCCCUCAGAGAAGCGCAGAGGCAAACGGAAAGCCCUCUCCGAAUCAUACAGAGCCUUCUCCGAGUCGUAUCCUGUCAUACCUCCAGGUUAUCCACCUGCUCGAUAUUACCCACAAUAUGUCCCCUAUCCUCAGAUGAACCCGUAUUAUCCUCCCAUCCAGUAUGGCAUGGUCCCUCCUGCUCCCUUUCAAAUGGCACAAGGAUAUCCUAUAGGCCAGCAUCGACACAAUGCCUCAGCACCAGUCAUACCCGGAGCCACUGCUCCCCCACCAAAUCGCAUGCACGCGCCUCCUGCCAAUGCUGCACCACCACCACCACCUCCGCCGCAGCCAGUCGUACCAGAUCCCGCGUCGCAGCCCCCUCCCCCACAGAUGCAGAUGCCAGAGCCAGAGUCGGAGUCAGAGUCAGAGUCAGAUCCCGAACCAGAGCCCUACAUCCCCGCCAAUCCCAAUGACGCUCCUGUAAUCCCCGGCGACCCCAACGCACGAGGAAUGCCAAUGCCCCAGCCACCUAUGCCUCAGCACCACAUGUAUCAGCCGCCAGCUAUGCCCGCGUACGCGCCGGAUGGGCGUCCGCGAUUCACCGAUUUUUACAGACCAAACCUGACGCCCACGCCUGGCCCAGGGGGUCAGCCCUUUAUUCCGCCUACACCUGGCCCUGGAGGUCACGCAGGAGCGGCGCCAGGCUUUAUACCAAAUCAUCCUCCUCCGCCUCCACAACCGGUAGACCCAACGCCCCCACCUGAUAUGCCACAACCCGGUGUCAUACCCGGGAUGCCCGGUAUGCCUGGGCCAGCUGGUAUGCCAGGCAUGUCAGGUAUGCACGGCAUUCACGGUAUGCACGGUAUGCACGGUCCUCCGCCACCAAUGAUGCCCGGCACGAUGGGCGGGCCGCCUCUCUUCCCCCAGCGCCGGCACAAUCCCCUGCCCCGUCCGCCCUCAGACAUCUGGAAUAAGACGCCGUACCGCGCCGUGCUGCAGAGCCUGCCGCACGAGAUCGACGGCAUGCUCCAGGCGCAUUUCUCCGACACGGACAUCGACACGUCUGACCGGGGCCGCGGCGGCUCGGUCUCACGCCUCGGCGGGCUAUUCAAGCGUAAGAAGAAGAACCAGCAAGCCAGCGAUCCUUUUGCUUUUGGUGGAGGUGGUGGUGGUGGUGGUGGUGGUGGUGGUAGUGGCGGCGGCGGUGCAACUGGGCUAUUCCGCACGUUCAGCAACUCGGUGCGCGGGCACGGGAGCCGGAGCAGCAGCCGGCAGGGCUCACACCGGCGCGCGAACACGAUGCACACCAUCGUCGUCCCGCCCUCGGGCGCUGUGCCGCACGAGACCGCGGGUAUGAGCUUCCCGCCGCCGCCCGACGGUGGCAGCGAGAUGGAGCCGUCUGAGCCCGUGCGGUUCAACCACGAGGGCGUAUUCUCUGGGUUCGUGAAUCACUCGCCGCACCGCGUUAUGUGGAAGAACAAGAUUUACCCGACGGCGCUGCACCUGCUCGAGGCGAUGAAGUUUAUCAACAAUCGGCCGGAUCUGGCGGAGCGCAUCCGCAAGACCACAGAGGUGACGGAGAUGUACCCGUUAUCGGCGAGCUUUCAGGAGCACGUCCGGCCGGAUUGGGGCGCGAUGUUCCUCAGGAUUAUGGAAAACGUUCUUUAUGAAAAAUUCAAACAACAUCACACUCUUCGGACGUUGCUACUUGAUACAGGUAUCGCAGAUAUUAUCUUUGACGAUGUGAACACGUUCUGGGGCGAGGGUGACGAUGGUGAUGGUGCCAAUGAACUUGGCAAAGCCCUGGUCAGGGUUAGGGACAGGCUUCGAGGCGAGGUUGGUCUUUAA
This is a messenger RNA of Coniophora puteana RWD-64-598 SS2, 2114 nucleotides long. RefSeq lists its product as uncharacterized. Bases 213 to 2114 code for a protein of 633 amino acids. The transcript has 3 exons. The record is from RefSeq and is a predicted model, not a curated record. NCBI's taxonomy places the organism in Eukaryota, Fungi, Basidiomycota, Agaricomycetes, Boletales, Coniophoraceae.